UCCGCUUCAGCCAAUCACAGACUCGGGUGAUGAAUCAAUCAAAACCUCCAGUUCAGCUGGGCGGCGUUGUGUUCAAACCGCGCUUUGACGUUCAAUCACUGGCAAUGGCGUUUUGAAUCAGUAUCGCUAACAUUUCAAUAUUUUAGUGAAUGUAAGUGAGUUAUGCUCAUAUUCUGGCUUUAAAUUGGCGCACCUGAAAUUGGUCAUACCACUGAUAGUACCAGAAUACUGAGAGGUAAAUAGUAAAUAGUAAACUCUGCUCAUACAAGGACGCAGUUAUUGCAUGGAUGGAGCAAGAACAAUAAACCUGCUCGACAGGGAUACGUUUUCCAAAUCAGAUCCAAUCUGUGUGCUGUACACCCAAGGCAUUGGCAACAAAGAGUGGCGAGAGUUUGGGCGGACAGAAGUUAUCGAUAACACUUUGAACCCAGAUUUUGUGCGCAAAUUCAUAUUGGACUACUUCUUUGAAGAAAGACAGAACAUAAGGUUUGAUCUGUAUGAUGUCGACUCCAAGAGCUCUAACCUCUCAAAACAUGAUUUCCUUGGCCAGGCCUUCUGUUCAUUGGGAGAGGUGGUGGGUUCACAGGGUAGUCGUAUGGAAAAAAAUCUUGGGGGGAUUCCAGGGAAGAAAUGUGGGAAAAUUAUUGUGAAGGCCGAGGAGCUUAGCAACUGCAGGGAGUCUGUGAUGAUGCAAUUUUGUGGCAACAAGCUGGACAAAAAGGACUUCUUUGGCAAAUCUGACCCGUUCUUAGUGUUUUAUCGUAGCAAUGAGGAUGGAACAUUUACCAUUUGUCAUAAGACAGAGGUGGUGAAAAACACACUGAACCCUGUGUGGCAAGCCUUCAAAAUCCCUGUCAGAGCCCUGUGCAAUGGCGAUUACGACAGAACGAUCAAGGUUGAAGUGUAUGACUGGGAUCGUGAUGGCAGCCAUGACUUCAUCGGAGAAUUCAGCACAAGCUAUAGAGAACUGUCAAGAGGCCAGUCACAAUUUAACGUGUAUGAGGUCAUAAACCCUAAGAAGAAAGACAAGAAGAAAAAAUAUCUCAACUCUGGAACUGUGACACUGCUAUCAUUUCUCGUUGAUACUGAAGUCACCUUCCUGGAUUACAUCAAAGGCGGGACUCAGAUUAAUUUCACAGUGGCGAUUGAUUUCACAGCAUCUAACGGCAACCCAGCCCAGCCCACUUCCCUUCAUUACAUGAGUCCCUAUCAGCUCAACGCCUACGCCAUGGCACUCAAAGCUGUGGGGGAGAUCAUACAGGACUAUGACAGCGACAAGAUGUUCCCUGCACUGGGCUUCGGAGCCAAACUGCCUCCUGAUGGGAGAAUAUCCCAUGAGUUUGCCCUGAAUGGAAACCCUCAGAAUCCAUAUUGCAAUGGCAUUGAUGGAGUCAUGGAAGCGUAUUACCAGAGUCUUAAGUCCGUCCAGCUCUACGGUCCCACCAACUUCUCGCCUGUCAUCAACCAUGUAGCCAGAUACGCAGCUUCAGUAAAGGAUGGAUCACAGUACUUUAUCCUCCUCAUCAUCACGGAUGGAGUGAUAUCAGAUAUGGCCCAGACAAAGGAGUCCAUCGUUAAUGCUGCAUGUCUUCCCAUGUCAAUUAUUAUCGUUGGAGUUGGACCAGCCGAGUUUGAUGCCAUGAUUGAGUUGGAUGGUGAUGAAGUCAGAAUCUCAUCGAGGGGCAGAUAUGCUGAGAGAGACAUCGUACAGUUUGUUCCAUUCAGAGACUACAUCGAUCGCACUGGGAAUCACAUCCUCAGCAUGGCCCGUCUGGCCAAAGAUGUUCUUGCUGAGAUCCCAGACCAGUUCCUAUCCUAUAUGAGGACCAGAGGCAUCAAGCCAUCUCCCGCUCCCCCUCCGUACACACCACCAGGACACCCACUGCAAACUCAGAUCUGAGCAAACCUUGCAGUAUCUCAGUAUCUCUCUCUCAAAUCACUCAGUGAGGUGAAGGUUUCCUCUGCUCUCAGCUCUUUCUGUCCCUUUCUCUUUGCACUAUGGGGGCUGUAGAUGGAUGCUAUGGUUAGACAGGGUUCUGAGGACAGGUUUACUUCCAUUACAGGCGUUCUCUGUCAGGAUGUCUCUUAGUUUCUCUCUCUGUCUCUCAAUGCCUGUAGCUUAUUUCUGAGAGCCAUGUUAUAGAAUGAACAUCAUGUUUCUGGCUCACCAUGAAAAGAAGGAUGAAGUUGUAUGAAGGAAAGACUAAAAAUGAGCUGACGAUGUUGCGCCAUGUCUCAGAACAGCAGAGCAGCUUCCUCUUCCUCAGACUGGGAAAAGGUUAACAAGUCACCAGUCUCAAAUGGACUGUUGUACAUAAAUUUGACUUCUUCCGUCAUUUCUUAUCUCUUUCUUCUCUUUCUUCUCUGAGCACUCACUCAAUGUUUACAUGUUAAUGAUUUUCUUACUGUUGGAUCUAACUUUUAUAAGUGUAUAUCUUUAACAUGAACUUUGCCGUACAAAUCCUUGCAGCGUGUUAUCUUUGCCAUGCCCAUCAGGUCGCAGCAGCUGGUGUCAUCGCGGAAAAAAAACACAUUUCUUGCAUGGAAAUGGUGUGCUCAGGCAUGCGAUGCAUGUUGUGCAACAUUCAUGUUAUUUGGCCUUUUCUUGUUCUCUCUCUUUCUCUCACUCACUUUGUCCUCUUUUUUUUUCUUUCACAAGCAUAAUAGACGGGCACCUCAUUGUGUAUAAAGGACUCAACGUGCUUCAUUACAUUUAAAUUUGAGCAGCUGUUCUCAAAUAAGAGCCCAGUGGUCAAAAACACAGAUGCCAUUAUUAUUUUCUGUCUUAAAACAUUGUAUGGAUGUUUUGUCAUUUCCUAUUGAUUUGGUGAUGCUGUGUUAUGAUGAAUGAAUCUACAUGUUAUUUGGAAAAACAUAUUUAAUCAGUACCUAGUAGAGUUGCCCAAAGAUAGUCAAAAAAGCAAAUAAGCUAAUUAUGAAAUCCUUCUUGAAUUUCAUUGUGAAUAUUAAAGUGUUGAAACCUGAUACAAUGCAGAAUUACACCUAAUUUACAAAAGUCUUUUCUAGAAAUAUUUUUGAUCCCAUUGUUUUAGAAAUGUGCUGCUAGUAUCAGGAAAAUCAUUAUUUAAAGUCUUCAAAACUCACCUUUUUUCUCCUUACUCAAAUAGUCACAAAUACUGGAACACCACAGAAAUGUCACUUGUAGCCACACUUUUUUUUUUCUUUCUUGAUUAUUACCAUUGCAAAAUACAUUAUUUUUGUUCUAAUACAUUCACACAUAACAAAUGUGAAAUUUCUAGUAUGUAGCAACUCAUUUUUUCAUAACACACUAGUGUAGUGAACUAUUUUGGGUAACAGCCUCAUGUUGAGGGGGAACAUUCCCUGUUUAACUUCUGUUCUGGAAUUCAGGAUUGUCUUUCCAGUUGUGCUGCUUUGUCACAUACAAUAUUCAACACAUAAUGGCAAAAAGUAAAUCACUUGUGCCAAACAUACUGAACAAAUGUAUGAUGAAGUAUUACAAAAAAUCUGAAGAAGUAUAAUUUACUUUAUAGAAAAAUAAAAUGUAACUAUUAUAGGUUUGAAAUUAUGAAACAAAAGUAACAAACUAAAAAAAUAAAAUAAAAUAAAAAAAAAUAAAAAAAAAAAAACACAAGCAAAAGAUUUAAGAUUGUGAGAAACAAAUUCAGUCAUACAAAUUAUUUCUCAUCUUGACUUUUGUAAGUAUGAACUACACAGAGUGACAGUUGAAGAAUGAUGUAUGUGUGAAAAAGCAGCACUUCACCUCGGGUUCAGUUGACGAUAUAUCUCUCUUCUGGGAAUGUUGGCUCUCAACAUUCCAUUAAUUGCCCUCAGCUUAGUUCCUCUCUGCAUUGCUGGUGCCAUAGCAACUGCCACUUUGGCAAGCCCAUUCACCUGUAAGUAUGCACCUGUGUGUGAGGGGGGGGGGGUGAGUGUGCGUGUGAGCGUGUGGAAGUCAGCAUGGCAAGCAUCAUUGAAGUGUUUUUAAAUUUGUGACUCGACUCACAUAAAAUUUGUUUACUGAAGAUAUCCAAAUAUUAUAUUGUAUGCUAUUCAUAUCUAAAUAUUAUGUGCACUAUGUUUGCAUGUACAGUUUUACAAGAGAUUCACCAGGUCUUUUGUUAUUGUUAGUGUUUUGAGUAUAAAAUAAAUAAAUAACAAAAAAAAUAACAGGAAAAUAACUGUACAAAUGGCCUUAAUCUCUCACUGAAUUCUUGGAAUUGUGUGAUGCCUUCAGAUGAAUUGUUAUAUUUUGUGUUGGUGUACAAUUGCUUUCUAGUGUAUAUUUUCUUUGCACAACUCAUGUAUGAAAAAAUUAUAUUGUAAUUUUUGGAAUCAGUGAUUAAUCAGAGAAAGCAUGACUAAAGUUCUGAUUGUCUAGUAAAUCCAUAUGAUGAAAUUAUUAUUUAUGUAUCAAGUACAUAUUUUGUAAUAAACAUUCUUAA
Messenger RNA from Megalobrama amblycephala (Wuchang bream), 4424 nucleotides. Its product is annotated as copine-8. NCBI's taxonomy places the organism in Eukaryota, Metazoa, Chordata, Actinopteri, Cypriniformes, Xenocyprididae. The transcript has 20 exons. Bases 284 to 1900 code for a protein of 538 amino acids. The record is from RefSeq and is a predicted model, not a curated record. Gene Ontology annotation, molecular function: calcium-dependent phospholipid binding. Gene Ontology annotation, cellular component: plasma membrane. Gene Ontology annotation, biological process: cellular response to calcium ion.